CCUCCUCCUCCUCCUCCGCUCUCCGCCUCUCUCAGUUUUCCCUUCCCUCGCCGGAAAAACCCCAAAGGAAGAAGAAAAAGAAAAAAAAUCUCGAACCAGUCGGCCGUCCAUCAUCCGGAUUUGGAUGCGUUGUAUUUUAACGCCGAUCCUCUCCUACGUCUCUAAAUCAUGUCCGACGUCGCCGAUGACGAAUCCCUGUCCUCGCCACCGCCGCCUAUUCCUCCUCCACCGAGACCGGUCCUGGCUUCGUCUCCCCGGCCGGUCGCGAUCCGAUCGGUGUGGGCCGACAAUCUGGAGUCGGAGUUUGCUCUGAUCCGCGCCGUCGUCGACGAUUACCCGCUGAUUUCGAUGGACACGGAGUUCCCCGGCGUGGUGAUGCGGCCGCAGGGGGAGGAGCAAGGGAACCGGCUUCAGGAUCCGACGGGGCGGUACUUGAGCCUCAAGGCCAACGUCGACAUGCUCAAACUGAUCCAGGUAGGGCUCACGAUCGCUGAUCGUGGCGGCAAUCUGCCGGAUCUCGGCACCGGGACUACUUGCUUUAUUUGGGAAUUCAAUUUUAGGGAUUUCGACGUGACGCGCGACUCGCACGCUCACGACUCCGUCGAUCUCUUGAGGAGGCAAGGGAUCGACUUCGAGAAGAACACCAAGGACGGUAUCGAGGCAGUGAAAUUCGCCGAGCUGAUGAUGUCUUCGGGCCUGGUGUUGAACGACUCGGUCAGUUGGGUCACUUUCCACAGCGCUUACGAUUUCGGCUACUUGGUCAAGUGUUUGACCCAGCGUCCAUUGCCGGACAGGUUAACCGAGUUUCUGGACAUAGUGAGGAUGUUCUUCGGCGAUAAGGUCUAUGACAUUAAGCAUCUGAUGAGGUUUGUGGCGAAUUUGUUUGGAGGUCUGGACAGGACGUGUAAGACUUUGGGUGUGGAGAGGGUCACUGGGAAGAGUCACCAAGCCGGCUCGGAUAGUUUGGCUACACUCCAUGCAUUUCAGAAAAUGAGGGAGAAGUACUUCAACGAUUGGGAGGAUGGAGCUAUGGAGAAGUACGCCAAUGUCUUAUAUGGGUUAGAGCUGUUACCGUCAUAAAAAAUCCUGUUGGUGCCAGUUGAUUUCAUUUGUAGAGAUGUGACUUUCUGGCUUAGAAAGGGAGGUUUUUCUUUUCCUGUAUACAUUUCGAAGCUUUUCAUCAAGAUAUUAAUAUUAGUUACCCAUUGAAUUCAUUGAGUUUCAUAAUAUGCCUAUGUCUUUCUCUAUCAAUUAUGACGAGUAUCAACUGUAUGCGUAACACGCCGGGUGCGUAGCUGGUAAUGAUUAGGGCGUGCUAAUGUUCUUUGCUGGUGCUAUAGUGUGCAGUUGUUGGUGGACUGCAGCCUAAGGUCUCCAAAAUUUUCAAGUUUCACAUGCACUUCAGGUCUGGAAUACGAACUGCUGGUUUAGGCAUAGGUUAGCUGAGUUGUUUUAGGAACCAAGUUGAAUGAUUCUAGAGAGCUGUUUGCUGGUGGUGAAACUGUGGUUCAAUUUAGUAGGAUCACUGCUCUGUGCUGCUGCAUAUGAGUGUGAUAUAGAAUGGACAAUCUUACAUCCCAGUUUUUCUUUCACUGUGGCUGUAGGAAAGGGUUAAUUUGUUGCAGUGAUCACAUUAGGGUACUGAUACAGGCUGAUCCAUAGACUUGACCUGUUUCUUGAACGAAACCUAUUUUGCUUUUAGGAUCAGAAGUACUAGUCCAUCUCAUAUCAAGUCACAGACCGAGAAUGAAGAAACAUGCGUACGAGAACCCUAUAUGUUGACUUUCCUAGUGUCAUUCAUAUGCAAUCAAAUCUUUGUAUAACAUGGCUUGGAACACCUGCUGCAGGGAUAAACUCGAUCCUCAGAAUCAAAUGCCUUCCUUUAGAAAAUUCAUUCUGACUCUGACUGCUGAGAAAAAAAUAUCUUCAAACCAAAGUUGCAUUCACUAUAUCUUCAUAUUGCCUGAUUUUGAGAAGUUUUUGCAAAUACUUGAGAACUUUUAUAAGCCCUUCUUUAUUGUAUGCAUGGCACCUGCUGUCUGCACUUUCUGUUCAUGCGCAAAAGUGUUGGAUAAGUUGGAAGGUUUAAUCAACAAGUUGAGAGGGUUGAAUGCUCAAAUUCCUUACAGUGGGUUGCUAACUUAGUUGCUGGAAAGAACGUUGUGGUAAGUGGUAACAGCCAAAGCAUGAUUGGAUUGUUUGCUCAAACUUGUAUUUAGAUUGAGUCGUGAUUUUCUCACCUAGUAGCAUCUAUAUCCGUUUUAAGGAGCAUGUGCCUUAGAACAACAGAUCGAUCAAUCAUUUGAGAACCACACAAGUGUGUCUUAAGUUUUCAAUGUUAUUGGAAUCGACUUUGCAGCUGCAAAUUCUGCCAGAGUAAGGAAUCAUCUCAUGACUUUACUUUUACUCUGUGGUUGUGGAUUAUAACCUGGUAUGCUUAAGUCCCAUGAUACUAUUCAUCAGCAUUGCAGCUGGCUAGUUUCAGUGUGCUCUUGAGCUGUUCAGACAGCUCUUGAAAUGUUGCUGAUUAGUAAUUGACAACAGUUUGUCUUAUGUUUGUCAUCUUGUCCCAGUUGUUAUUUUGAUAAAGAAGUUGAAGGUGAUUUGUUCUGGAUAUAUUUGUUUUCUCAUCUGGAGGUAACAUACAUAUGCUUUCUAUAUCAAGUGAGUACUCUGACUAGUUACUCAUAUGGCUUUGGUAAUAAAAGUUCAGAAUAUCUUCAGGAUUACUACUUACAGUUUCUGAACAACUUUCUAGGAUGCUGGUUUCCCAUGACGCCAUCUUUCAGCUUGAGCAGAGGAAUCCAACGAGCAGUAGCGCUGAUUGCACCCCAGAUUUUUGAAUAGGUGAAAAAAAAUCUCUUCUUUGCUCCGUGGGAUAUGAGAAUGUUCGCUCAAUGUUUGCUUAGUUGCCAUGGAUUAUCUCUAGCUUUUAUUUGUGUUUAUAACUUCUUGCUCUCUAUAGUCUGUGAUAUUGAAUCAACGUUGUCACAUGUCCCUGUGAUAUUGAAUCAACGUUGUCACAUGCCCCUGAAUGAGUUUAUCCGUUUGUAUUUGUAUCUGUGCAUACCAGAAUUGAAUUGUGAGAGCUUCAGUAAUCGUUGAACAUGGCCCAUCAUGUUUGUAAUCUCAGUAUACUGCAUAUCCAAUGAUAACCUUUGUUUCUUCUUACACUCCCUCGUGGCUUUAUGGUAAUGUUUGUGUGGGAAUCAACUUUGCACCUGCAACUUCUGCAGAGUAAGGAAUCAUCUCAUGACUGAACUUUUGCGUGCUCCUUGUAAAGGUUACUUAUAUUUUCUUCUGUGGCUAUGGAUCAUACCUGUUGGGCUUAGGUCCCAUGAGACCAUUCAUUCAUUAGUAUUGCAGCUGGCUUGUUCCAGUUGUGCUCUUGAGCUGUUCAGACAGCUCUUGAAAUGUUGCUGAUUAGUAAUUGAUAACGGUUCGUCUUAAGUUUGUCAUCUUGUCCCAGCUGUUAAUCUGGUAAAGAAGUUGGUGUUUGUUUUGGACAUUAAUAUUUUUUCAUCUGGAGGAAACACAUAUGCUUUCUAUAUGUCUGGAUACCCUGACUCGUUACUCUCAUAUGGCUAUUAUGAUAGAAGUUCAGAAUAUCUUCAGGAUUACUCGUUACAGUUUCUGAACAGGUUUCUAGGCUACCGGUUUCUCAUGAUGCUAUCUUUUAGCUUCAUCAGAGGAAUUCAAAGAGCAAUAGCGGUGAAUGCAUCUCAGAUCUUUGAAUAGGUAACAAAGAUCGCUUCUUUGCUUCGUGGGAUAUUAUGAUCGUUGCUCCAGGUUUAAUUAGUUUCCAUGGAACAUCUCUAGGCUUUUAUUUUUUAUCAUAACUUCUCAUAGUCGUCUCUCAUAUUUUUUGUCUGUGAUAUCGAAUCAACUUUGUUACAUGUCCCUGAAUGAGUUUUUCGUUUGUAUUUUUAUCUGUAUACCAGAAAUCGAUUAUGAGAGCUUCAGUAAUCGCAGAACAUGACCCAUCAUGUUUGUAAUCUCAGUAUACUGCAUAUGCAAUGAUAACCCAUGUUUCUUAUUAGACUCCCUCGUGGCCUUAUGGUAACUUUUGUGUGGGUUAUGGCCUACAGGUGAUUUGCGCCUAGUUUGAACAAUGUUUGGCAUCGUACAUAUGCAUAUCUUUCCAAAAAUUUACCCUGUCGAUGAUAUUAGCCCAUCUAGUUUAUGGGUCUUCCUGUUCCAUUGUACCCUCUUUCUCUCUGGUCGACUCUUUUUGUUUUUUAGCUGCCUCUUAUCACCCUCUCUAAGUACCAUCUGAUUUAUGUCACUAACUCUUAUGAAAUGAGUUAACCCUGUAAGAAAAGUAUCACAGAUAC
Messenger RNA from Linum trigynum, 4334 nucleotides. Lineage: Eukaryota; Viridiplantae; Streptophyta; Magnoliopsida; Malpighiales; Linaceae. The record is from the annotation of a GenBank genome assembly.